Molecule: messenger RNA, 1070 nt
Organism: Suillus subalutaceus
Lineage: Eukaryota; Fungi; Basidiomycota; Agaricomycetes; Boletales; Suillaceae
Exons: 6
Coding region: 263-1048 (261 amino acids)
Source: RefSeq, a predicted model, not a curated record
UGAACUGAUCUGGGUAAGAGGACUCCUACAUCAAAAGAACGAUGUGAAAAUACAACUUGUUCAUGACAGAGGCAACGCUGGUCCCUGAUGACUUUUCUCUAUCUCAGUGUAUGUCCCUUGUGUUUCAAUAUUUACGCUUAGCAAGUUCAAGUUUUGCUGAGUUCAGAAUAUCCCAGGUGCGCUAUGCUGGAAUAGGAUAUGCUGUGUACGUUUGGAAGUUUAAGCCAUUGAUGUUGCUCAUUACCCAACUCUCACAAUCAGGAUGUACAUACUAGGUAUGUAUCCUCGCAUAGACUCUGUUUUUUCUUAUGACGGGCGGUAUACAGGCGAUGUUCCAACUAUUUCGAUGACAGAUACAGUGAGCCUUGUCAUAUAUGACGUAUAUGAUUGGACGAGUGACGUUGUAGAGGCAAUACUGGGCGCUAUCAUGAUCGCUCGGUUACAUGCCAUGUAUCAGCGAUCCAGAAAGGUGCUGAUAUUUCUCGUUGCCACCUUUCUGGCCAUCAAAAUCGCCAAUGCAGUGACGCUCGCAAUAAUCACGAUGCAAACUUCAGGAGAGGAAUUCGUUCUCUCCGGCACAUAUCAGUGCAUCAUUGACAACACGGGAGAUUCCUUAGUUCUAAAUUCAACGACUUGGAUACUUGGCACUGUAUGGGAGGUCCUUGCACUGUGUCUCGCAGUCUGGAUUGCUGUAAAGCACUUCCAUGAACUACGACAACACUCAACAAGCAGUAUUCUUGGGGACUGUUUCACGGUGUUGAUGAAAACUCACGUUAGUUACUUUGCAAGUUUUUUGGCUAUCUCUUGCUUCCAGAUCGGUAUAUUCUCUCCAACGCUCUCAGCGGACUUAUUCUCCCUGGACACUCAGAUUUAUCUUGGUCUCUCUCAGAUAUUCCAGUUCGUGCAGUUGUUUGUGCUGGGACCGCGCUUGAUCCUCGGUGUUCGAGAAUAUUACGCUGAGCUCGUGGCUGACUCUGAUGCAGCAACCGCUAUGACUUCAAUUGCUUUUCAGGAGUGCGUUCAUGUAUCAACCGACAGUAGUGUGUAGCGCAGGAGAUGCUCGAUAUGAU